Messenger RNA from Pogona vitticeps (central bearded dragon), 5164 nucleotides. It is a transcript of the gene FEM1A, whose product is annotated as fem-1 homolog A. Lineage: Eukaryota; Metazoa; Chordata; Lepidosauria; Squamata; Agamidae. The record is from RefSeq and is a predicted model, not a curated record. Gene Ontology annotation, molecular function: protein binding.
AUGGCCGUAGGCAGUAGAUGGGACGGCCACCGGGAGGUGGUGGAGUACCUGCUGGACCACUGCGGGGCCCAGGUGGACGCUGGCGGCUCGGUCAACUUCGACGGGGAGACCAUCGAAGGGGCGCCCCCGCUCUGGGCAGCCUCGGCCGCCGGACACCUGCCGGUGGUCCGGAGCCUGCUGGAGCGCGGGGCCGGCGUCAACCAGACCACCCUGACCAACUCCACCCCCCUGCGGGCCGCCUGCUUCGACGGCCACCUGGAGAUCGUCCGCUACCUGGUCGGGGAGCGGGGGGCUGACCUGGAGGUGGCCAACCGCCACGGCCACACCUGCCUGAUGAUCUCCUGCUACAAGGGCCACGCCGAGAUCGCCCGCUACCUGCUGGAGCACGGGGCCGACGUCAACCGCCGCAGCGUCAAGGGCAACACCGCCUUGCACGACUGCGCCGAGUCCGGCAGCCUGGAGAUCCUGCGCCUGCUGCUGGCCGCCCGAGCCCGCAUGGAAAAGGACGGCUACGGCAUGACCCCGCUGCUGGCCGCCAGCGUGACCGGCCACACCAACAUUGUGGAGUACCUCAUCGAGGGGGCCCUGGAGGAGGAGCCCGCGGAUGGGCUGGAGGGAGACGGCGAGAGCGACGGCGCAGGGGCCGAGGGGGGCCGGAGCCAGGUUUACUGCACCCGGGAAGCGGCGGUCGAAGCGCUGGAACUCCUGGGAGCCACUUUCGUGGACAAGAAGCGGGACCUCCUGGGAGCUCUCCGGCACUGGCGGAGAGCCAUGGAGCUGCGGCACCAGGGGGGCCAGUAUCUUUCCAAGCCGGAGCCUCGGCAGUUGGUGCUGGCUUACGACUACGCCCGGGAGGUGAAGACCGCGGAGGAGUUGGAGGCCUUGGUCACCGAUCCGGACGAAAUGCGGAUGCAGGCCCUGCUGAUCCGGGAGCGGGUCCUCGGCCCCUCUCACCCGGACACGUCCUACUACAUCCGCUACCGUGGCGCCGUCUACGCCGAUUCGGGCAACUUUGAGCGGUGCAUCAACCUCUGGAAGUACGCCCUGGAGAUGCAGCAAGGCAAUCUGGAGCCCCUGAGCCCAAUGACGGCCAGCAGCUUCCUCUCCUUCGCCGAGCUGUUCUCGUACGUCCUCCAGGACCGCUCGAAGGGCACCCUGGCCACCCAGCUGGGCUUCUCGGACCUCAUGGGCGUCCUCAGUAAAGGCGUCCGCGAAGUGGAGCGGGCCCUCCUGCACCGGAAGGACACGGUGGCUGACAGUGCCCAGUUCACCAAAGCCCUGGCCAUCAUCCUCCACCUGGUCUUCCUCCUGGAGAGGGUGGAGUGCACCCCCGAGCAGGAGCACCAGAAGCGCCAGACCAUCUACCGCUUGCUGAAGUGCAACCCUCGGGGCAAGAAUGGCUUCACCCCGCUGCACAUGGCGGUGGACAGAGACACCACCGCCGUCGGCCGCUACCCGGUGGGGAAGUUCCCCUCCCUCCACGUGGUGAACCUCCUGCUGGAGUGUGGCGCCGACCCCGACAGCCGCGACUACGACAACAACACCCCACUCCACGUGGCCGCCCGCAACAACUGCCCGCUCAUCAUGAGCGCCCUGACAGAGGCCGGGGCCCACAUGGAUGCCACCAACGCCUUCAAGCAGACGGCCUACGAGCUCCUGGACGAGAAGCUUCUCACCAAGGCCAUGAUGCAGCCCUUCAACUACAUCACCUUGCAGUGCCUUGCCGCCCGCGCCCUGGACAAGCACAAGAUCCCCUACAAGGGGUUCAUCCCGGAAGAGCUGGAGGCCUUCAUUGAGCUCCAUUAAGAAGGGGGCAGGAGGGGAGGGACACACGCUUGCUCCCGCACAGCUCUGUUCUCGACACUCGGUGGUCAGGAUCCGGGGAGGGGCAUAGCGUUGCAAAAUCUUAGUCUUCCUCUGCUUUGAAUCUGAAAGCUCUCCUUUGGGGUCUGGACUGAUUUAUACAGCCUCUCUCUUUCCUCUCUCCCCUUGUGACCGGAGGAGCAGAGAUUGCUUUUAAAAAAUAUUGUUUUUAACACUUGUCACGGCCGGCAUCGACACCUUUUAGCCCCCAGUGAGUCCCAGGAUCUCAGCAAGGUCCCUUUCCUUCCACUCGGGGGCUGGACUCGAUGAUCCACAGGGUUUCUUCUAGCUUGGCCGUUCUAAGGUUAGUUUAUUAUUAUUUAUUCCAGCCCAGAGCUUGGAGCAAAACGGGCUCUUGCUGGCUUUUUUAGUCCUCUCAUAAACCCCAUUGGGCACCUCCGGUGCUCUGGGCCACUGUGAAACGAAAAGGCUAGCCCACCCUCAGGGCGGCAGCCAGAGGCUUGACCUCGGGUGACCUCCUCCAAGCGUCAGACUUGCACACACACACACACACACCCCGUGGACAGCCAGAAGGGAGGAGCGCGGGCUGGCCGGUGGGGAAGUGUAGAUUCCCUGCUCGCUGCCUGCUGCCAUCUGUUCUUAAAAACACUGACAGGAGUUCUUCGUUUGAUCGGCUUUUUUUUUUAAAGCUUGCUUUAUAACUGGGGAGCUGCUGAUUUUGCACCCUUGCCUUGCUGCCCUUCCUCUGUCCCAUGGAAAUCUUGAAAUGGCAUUUAGGAUUUCAGGGAAUCUUUGAAAGCGUCUUAAAGUUCCUCUUCUCCUCUCCUUCCCCUCCCCCCAGUUUUUUUCCCCUCUCCAAGCAUGGGCUGCUUGUUCAGCACUGAGCGGGAAGUUAUUUACAUUGCUGCUUGCACCCGGGGCCAAGCGGAGUGCCGUGGGUUGGGGUGGCGUUCUGGGCUUGGAUUUCUGGCUUGGCCCCGUCGCAUCUGCUGAGAUUUCACUGGCUAUAUUUGAAAAAGCUUUGAGUGGUGGCGAUUCUGUUUGUUGGGGCACAGGCAUAUGUUUCAGGCACUGCACUAGCGCUGGCAGAAGUGGCCAAAAAAAACAAAACUAAAAUCCCAAACUUAACAGCUGGGUUUCGUGUGGGAUGGAAAUGGUGCCACCGAUGGGCCCCACCAUAGCCUCACCUCUCUCUCGGAAAGUCCCCCAUUUCCAGGGAGGGGGAUCUGGUGAAACUUGGAGAGAUCAGGACCCUCCAAGGCAUGUGAGUCCCCCUUUCAGGGUUACAGUAGGAACCCCUUAUUCGUGGGAUCAGGAUCCCCUGAUUGAUUCACUUAUCUACGUAUGUUCUGAAAAUAUUAAAUGAAAAAUCCUAGAAAUAUAUCUAAAGAUGUAGUCAUCAGAAUUGUCCACCAGAGGGAACCAGAGACCAUGUUUAUUAUUACAGUAUUGCCUAGAGAAAUACACUUCUGAGAUGUCACUAUCAGAACCGGCCAUUAGAGGAAGACACAGACCAUGCAAUGUACAGUAUAUUUAUUAUUUUAUUUUAUUAGACUUCUAUCCUGCCCAUUUAGAACAUAAACUAGCGUUCACUAUAAUCCACGCUUUUCAGCAUCCACAGGAUGGCUUGGAACCAAUGCCCCACGAAUAUGGGGGUCCUACUGUAUUUUCCCAUCCCUACUUUAUGUGUGGCUUAAACUGGGUCAGCGGCUAUCACAGGGAGAUGAAUCGGGUUGUGUUUGGAAAAGGAUUGGGUGCCUGGAUCCUUUGUGGGCUGCCUUUUUUUUAUUGUUUACUUAUUUAUUAGCAGAAGAGAGCCAGGGCAGGGUCCCCUUUGCUAUUCCAGGCACGAAGGGCUUGCCUCUCGAAUGGAUUUGAUCUUGUGAAUAUUAUGAGGGGGGGAGUGUGGUGUGUGUGUGGUGGCUGGCAACGCUUUGCUGCCAGUGGUUCUUUGGCUUGUGGAUAUGGUGGCAGACCUUGUUUGGGAAGCUGUUCGGAAGGAGUAGGGGAGAACCCUUUUGAGAUUAGGCUGAGUCUCAAGAAAAACUUCCUGACUGUUAGAGCAGUAGGACAAUGUGAGACCCGUGAUCUCAAGGGGGAGGGGGUGAGCGGUCCAGUGCUGGAGGCCUUUAGGAUAAAUUUAGACAACCAGCUGACAGAUCUGCUUUGGUCUGGAUUCCUGCCUUGAGCAGAGGGUUGGACUGGAUGGCGUCUGAGCCCCCCUUCCAACCCCAUGAUUCCAUGAUCCCAGGACAGAGAAGUCGAGGAGAAAAAUGGGUGUGGGAUGGCAUGGUGUCAUGUCCAGUGUUUACUUGUGGCUGAAAUAGAAAUGUAAAGUUUUCCCCCCCAAAAUUCAUUUUUUUCCCUGGGUAGUUUUUUUUUUCCCCAGGGGAAAAAUUGAACUUUUUGGAAAUUUUACACCUCUCAGAUAUCUGAACGGAGCCUGCCAGCUUUAGGGUCUGGUUGAUCCCAGGUGCAUCACUUUCCUCCAGCAAAGGCGAGAGAUAUCCCGAGCCUCAGUGGGCCCGUGGCUUGUGGGGUUUUGCACUGUGGGAUGCAGGUGGUUUCCCCCGAUGGGCUUUUAAGGGCACUUCAGUCUAUAGACAACACAAGGCGGUUGGGAGCAAGCUCUUGGCAGGCCCCGGGUCGCAAACGCGGCAGCCCAGCGCCCCCCGAGCAUCUGUGGCAUGUUUUUUUCUGUGGUUCUUUCAGCCAGCUACGGGGGGGAAAAACCCACCAUCAACCCUCCAUGCAGCCAGUCUGCUGUCUCGACCCCAAGGAGUGGUGUUUUUGCUCUUGGUGGAGUUGGAACGAGAGAGAGGAUACGUUCCAAGUGUUGUAAGAGUCGUCCCAUACCUGUAUUUUUUUUCUCCCCUGGAUUAGGAGAAUAUCUAGAUUUCAGCACAUCUUUUCUUGGGACGUAAGCAUCGCACAGGAACCACAAAACCCUUCUUUCCCUUCCCUCUCUCUCCUCUCUCGGCGGGCUUGGGGGACUUCUGUGGGGUCGGCCCAUUUCGGUCCACGCAGCGUUAGAAGCAAAGGACCCUCCUGACAGUUUGCUUUUUUUCCUGAAGGUUUUCAGGUUGCCGUUGGUUGUUCUCCCCCACCCCCCACCCUGCUUUUCAUUUUCUCAUUUUUGCUUUUUUCGGUUUUGGCUGUCGGGGGGAAUUUAAGUUCCUUUUACAACUUUGAGGGGGGGGGCAGGAAAAAAACAUAAACCACAAGCUGCUGAAACGUGUGAAUAAUUGCAAGCCAGCACUCCUGACUUGAAAUAAAUAAACCCAGAGGUUUUGGGGGGGGAUUAAAAAACAACAAAAUAAAAUAAAGAAAACAAAGUUAU